AUGCUUUCCUUCGUCUCUUGCAUCAUACCGCUACUCCUGCUCGGCUCAGCCUCAGUCUUGGUUGAGUCUCACAUCAUUGGAGACGUAGCCAUCUCACCCCAGUGGCUGAAGAACGGACCCCUGUUGUCCUUCGAGAUCCCAGAAGGACCCGCGGGAGCUAAGGAUGGCUCAUAUGCCAACGUGACGUUACAAUACCGGGCGGCUGGAGGCGACGGCAAGCUCUGGAAACUGUACAGACCAUUCAAUAUCAAUCUCGAGAACCCCGGCGUCGAAGACUUUGGGAACCCUUCAUGCCGCCUUGAGCGAGCCUCGGAGCAGAUGGGGGCUAAUAACAUCUUCAUGAUCAAAGCCGCUCCCUCUUACUUGUACCCUUGCCACUUUGAGGACAAAAAAGAGAGAGAUGCCGUCUGGGUGGUGUGUUCGGGGAAUAACAAGCCGGCAACGUGUAUCCCGUGGACCUCGGCGGAAACGAAGGCAGAGAUGUUACUUGCGGUUGAGCUGCCUCCCCCGAUCACUAAAAUUCCUAAACUGUAA
Dioszegia hungarica is the source of this 534-nucleotide messenger RNA. RefSeq lists its product as uncharacterized. The transcript has 3 exons. The record is from RefSeq and is a predicted model, not a curated record. NCBI's taxonomy places the organism in Eukaryota, Fungi, Basidiomycota, Tremellomycetes, Tremellales, Bulleribasidiaceae. The coding region runs from base 1 to 534 and encodes 177 amino acids.